UGGAAACGGCAUUGCACGUCGUUUAUCUCAGAGUCGAAUAAUACCUCGCUGACCAUAUCUUGUUCGUGUCUUGUGAAGGUUGACAAACAAGAACGAGAACGAGACAAGCACAGUGGUACCCGAACAGUAACACCUUUCUUCCCAAAGUAAAAUGGAUUGUGACCCUUGAACUGAUCUUUUUACAAUAUUGGUCAACUGAAAUUUUCGUCCUUUCAUCUGGGUUUGCUUCAAAAUCAGUUUUUUUUUCCUUCCACUUCCUCUACCUUGUUUGUUCCUCUUUUGCUUCUUCUGUUUGAGGCAGCUUUCUCUUCUUGUUGAUCACUAAACAUGUCUGGUACUUAAGUCAUAGGAUUAUGGCUAUGUCAGUUGCACCAGUUGAGAGUAUCGCCUCAUUAAGUAGUGAUCUCUUCUAUGACAUAUUACGACGUCUCGAUGGCCCUACGUUGGCUAGUGCAGCUUGUACUUGUGGAGCAUUUUGUUCCAUCUCAAAAGAAGAGAGUUUAUGGGAAAAUGUUUGUUCAUCUGUGUGGCCUUCAACCAAUAGGGAGGAUGUCAAAAGUUUAAUAUCUUCUAUCGGUGGAUUCAGAAAAUUCUAUGCAGAUUGUUUUCCUCUUAUUGUAAACAAAGAGGUGGGUGAGUAUCAAUGGAACAACUAUCUUGAGUACCCUGAUGAUUGGACUGAGGCUGAAUAUUAUGGGGACACGAAUGAAUUCGAAAGCAUCUCUCCAUCAGAUUUUGUUUCUAUCGUAGAUAUCAGGUUUAAGGAGAAACCAAUCUGCUCCAAAGUUCAAUGGGGAAUUCCAAAUGCAAAUGGCCAUGAUGGUUGGUUCUCCAACUGUCCUUUUAGGAUUGAUCUUCUCAGUUAUGAAGAUAGAGAUGAUGACAACAAUGAUGGUGUGGUUACCCUUUCUGUAUCUGAUGGUCUUCCACCAAUUACAUCCAUGGAAAGGGAAAGGAAAGAUGGUAAGCUAUGGCAGGAGCUUCGUGAUGGUCUUCUUCUUAGUUGGAUUAUAGUAAACAGGAAGAUAAAGCAAGGUGCUAAUCUUGCUAGCUGGAGCCCUCUUGAUGGUCAAAGACAUUGGCCAACAGAUAAGGAUUUUGUUAUUCGCUUUGGAUCUGUUCUCACUGCCAAGGACAUUCUUCCUUCUCAGGUAGUGCAGUGCAUCCUUAUUAUGAAGUUUAGAGUGGUUCAGACUGAAGAAGAUGGGGUUCAAACAACUCUUGAAUUAACAGAACUCAGCAUGCAGUUGGAAGAUAUGGAAGGUGCUCGUGUUAAUGGAAGGAACAGUUUGCUUAUUCUUAAGGAGGCACUUAGCUGCCGAAGGAGCAAAAACUAUAGUGAAGCACUUGAGUCUUGUCAUAUGUACUCAAAAGUGCAAAAUGAGUUAAAAGAAGAGAAGAUGAGAAACGAAAAUAGGUUGGAUACACUUUGUAUUUUAAGUGGCAUUGCUGCUUUUAUGACAUUCUGGUACUACGUUUUGUGAAAUGGUAGGGACAUUGUUCAUUUUACUGGAAUAAGCUAAUGUUGCUCUAACAGAAGAUCAACACUACCAGUCUACCACUACUUUUUUUUUUUUUGUAAGAUGAGAUUCCUAAUAAAGUAAUUAAUUGAUAAA
Gastrolobium bilobum is the source of this 1616-nucleotide messenger RNA. Its product is annotated as F-box protein At2g27310-like. Bases 354 to 1484 code for a protein of 376 amino acids. Gene Ontology annotation, molecular function: protein binding. The transcript is spliced from 2 exons. Lineage: Eukaryota; Viridiplantae; Streptophyta; Magnoliopsida; Fabales; Fabaceae. The record is from RefSeq and is a predicted model, not a curated record.